Messenger RNA from Cryptosporidium muris RN66, 1125 nucleotides. RefSeq names its product Dcp1-like decapping family protein. Bases 1 to 1125 code for a protein of 374 amino acids. NCBI's taxonomy places the organism in Eukaryota, Apicomplexa, Conoidasida, Eucoccidiorida, Cryptosporidiidae. The transcript has a single exon. Gene Ontology annotation, molecular function: mRNA binding; enzyme activator activity. The record is from RefSeq and is a predicted model, not a curated record. Gene Ontology annotation, biological process: positive regulation of catalytic activity; deadenylation-dependent decapping of nuclear-transcribed mRNA; deadenylation-independent decapping of nuclear-transcribed mRNA. Gene Ontology annotation, cellular component: P-body.
AUGAAAGAUAGUUCAAGCAAACUUCAGGAGGGUAAAGGAGUUGAUGAAGCUAAUAAUUUUGAUAAUUUAUCUAAAUUUGAGUUAGAACGUAGAAGAUUAAAUUUACAAUUACUAAAACGUCAUGAUAAUGAUAUUGCAGAGAUAGUAGCUUGUUCUAGUUUUGUUAGUGUAUAUGUAAUGGAUACUUCUAGUCAAAAGUGGGUUAGAGGAGAUGUUGAAGGCUUUUUACAUAUAGUUAGGCGUUCUACAGAACCUAAAUAUGAAUUAAUAGUUAUAAACCAAAAAAAUCCAGAUAAUCUAAUUCAGAAUAUAACAAGAGAAUGGGAAUUAAGUGGUGAAACAAAUUUUCUAUUUUAUAAAAUACCAAGUGGUAACAUGGUAUCAUAUAAUGAUAUAAAUAAUACUGAAUUACAAAAUGGAGUUAGAGUAUGUUGUUUAUGGUUUUAUGAAAUAGAAGAAAGGAAGAAUAUUGAAAAUACUUUGAAACAAAUAGUAUCUAAAUUAUCAAAUAUAAUACCAAUAUUAUCUGAAGGAGUAUGCUCAUAUUCCCAGGAUGCAGGCAAAACAAUUCUUGAUAUGUUAAAUAAGAAGACAAUAAAACAAAAUAAUGCUAAUAUUGAAGUGUCAAUAGAUAGUGAACCUUCUCCAAUAAUUGAUUCAGUACAAAAAUUAUUACAUUAUAAGGAUAUUUUAGGUAAAAGUAAUAGAAAAAUGAUGCAAUCAACCAUUAACUCAGAAUCAUUGAUAAAUAGUAAUGGUACAUUAUUAUCUUCAAAAGAUAUAAAGAGUUCAGACUCAAUUACAAAUAAUGAGCAUUUAGUAAUAUCUGAUACUUAUGAAGUUAAAAAUACUCAAUAUACUGGUCAUAAUCUAAAUAUAACUCCUGAUAUGAUACGAAAUAUUAUAUUAGAGGUCCUCUCAUCAUCGCAGGUUCGUCAAAUGAUUGAAGAUCGUAUAAUGACAUUAUUUAAUAAAGUUAGAGGAGAUAAUAUAAAUAAUGUACAAUCAUUCCAGACACAGAAGUCUUGGAAUAAUAAUAAAGUACACUCAGAACAAAAAGUAGGGGGUAAACAAUCAAAUUCACAUGGAUCUAAUCCUCAUUCUUAUUCUACUAGUCAUUUAUAA